Colletotrichum acutatum is the source of this 1860-nucleotide messenger RNA. RefSeq lists its product as uncharacterized. The record is from RefSeq and is a predicted model, not a curated record. Gene Ontology annotation, molecular function: protein binding. The transcript has a single exon. Lineage: Eukaryota; Fungi; Ascomycota; Sordariomycetes; Glomerellales; Glomerellaceae. The coding region runs from base 1 to 1860 and encodes 619 amino acids.
AUGGCUCAGCCUGCACCCCCAAUCGAAGACGAUGUCCAAUUACACCAAAAUCCUGAUAAUCUGUCCGAGCCCGCGGCCAUUGCUAUACAAAGCUUCGGCUUCUUGGUUGUGCUCACAGCGACCGAGGACAAUGUCAGCCGUCUCGUGGUCGACUGCGCAAGCGACAACUCGGCUACAUUCACGGGUUAUUCGCCGAACGACUUGUUCGACUUGUUCGACUUUGGCAGCAUCUUGGAGCGAGCGGAUGUGGGAACCUUGAUGGCUCGGCUUGGGUUGCUCAGAGAAGAUAAAUUCGAUGUAGGAGCUGCAGGUGGCCGUGCCGUUUUCAGUUUGUCGAUUCUUCCCAAGAAAAGCGACAAAGCUACACGAUUUUGGUGCUCCAUGCACCUUACCAGGAACCCCCCAGGUCCCGAAACGAUCAUUUGCGAAUUUGAGCCACACGAGGAUGGCUCUGCCCCCCAAAUGGGCCCUCGAAGUUCCACGGGCGACAUUGUGACGAAGACCCCCCGAAUGUCUAGGAGAGUCGGAAAAGAAGGCGUGGAGUUGAGCACAAUGCAGGCGAUUGGAAUCAUGUCAGAGAUCCAGGCAUCCUUCGCCGCCAUAGCAGGUCUAGCGGCCGUUCCCGACACCAUUGUGGCUACAGUAGAAGAGGUCACAGGUUUCGACAGAGUCGUACUAUACCGCAUCGACGAGUUCAUGGCCAUAACGAUACUCGACACCUCCGACAGGGAAUCGCGGGGCUCACAGCGAUGCAUACAUUUCACGAGGCCCCGCCGCGCCGACAACGUCAGCCAUCAACCGCCUUUCCCGAGUCAGCUAAGGAUUUUACACGAUCGCGAUGCGCAACCUGCAAGACUCGUCUACAAGAACGCGGAGUCCCAUCAAGAUGAAUCUAUCCAUCUGGACCAAUCCUACCUCAGCAGAGCUUCGCCAACCUUCUUUGAAGAGCUCGCAUCCGAGGACUCUAAAGCUCGCUCCUUCUUGACCAUUCCAAUCAACACCUUUGGAAAGCGGUGGGGGUUGGUAGUCUGCUAUGGAUAUAGUCCUGAGGGAACACGAAUACCCAUUUCCAGACGCCAAAUGUGCGAGUUCAUUGGCAGUACAUCUGGCGUUGCGAUCGAGAGAUUGUCAUACGCUUCUAUGCUGGGUCAUGUUGAAUCGUUGCAAACCCAGCGCUCGUCAAUUCAAAAUUCCGCGAAGAACACCGCAGUGUCGCAGGACCUCUUGCGCCUCUUUGGUGCCGAUUUUGCAUUGAUGUCUACUAGAGGAGAGCUUGGCAGACUUGGAGAGCCUAGCAAGGAGUUGUACCACGAGGCAACGGCAAUUGUGCGGUGCAUUCAACCAUACCGAAGUGAAUCCGUCAUCAUGUCGACAGACGUACCGGCUGAAUUGCCUGAUGUGGGGAUCGCUACAAGUGCUCGUACCAUAUUCGGGCUGCUCUGGGCGCCGCUGUCUACAUCUACUGGCGACUUUGUUGUCUUUUUUCGACUGAAGCAACUUGCGUCAUCCGUCCCGUACGAUAGCGCAUCAUCUUCAGUUGCUAGUUAUCUUAAGCCUGCUACUCAGUCAGCCCUUCGAUGGUCUGACAGACAAGUACGCAUGGCCACUGCUCUGGGUUCGCUUGGCCGCCAGCUGCCUCUCUCACAACUGCCCAAGGAGAGUGCCUCAGUAACUAUUCAGUCAGUACUUUCGCUCGCUAGAAUCGAGCCUCAUGUGUACGGUGCUGUGGGCUCCAUAGUCGAGGGCCUCAAUGGUACGCUGCAGAAUCUCGGGGAGCAGCAUGAUGCGUACGACAAUGUUAAUCAAGCAUACUUCUCAUCUAGAGCGCUUGAGUACUUGCUCAACGAUCUUCGUUGCUAG